Molecule: messenger RNA, 622 nt
Organism: Toxoplasma gondii ME49
Lineage: Eukaryota; Apicomplexa; Conoidasida; Eucoccidiorida; Sarcocystidae
Product: heat shock protein
Exons: 3
Coding region: 1-579 (192 amino acids)
Biological process (GO): response to salt stress; response to hydrogen peroxide; response to heat
Source: RefSeq, a predicted model, not a curated record
AUGUGCUGUUGUGCUACCAGGAUGAGUUGCUGUGGCGGUACGGUCGCUGAGCACGAGGUAGUGCUCGACAAUACCGGCGACAUGGACGAGAUGCUUCCAGAUCAGCUCAUUCCAUCCGUUCCGCGAUCCGGCAACCUGCUGCUGGCUGCCAACAAAAUCGCCGAGAUUCAAGCACCGGCGGAAAUCCGAAGUAAGAUCACCUGGAGGCCAGGAGUUGACAUUUUCUUCGAUAAGAAGGAGAGCAGCAUCGAUUUGGUAAUGGAUUUACCCGGGUUCACCAAGGACGACGUGAGUGUCGAGGUCGGCGAAGGCCAACUGUUCAUCUCUGGGCCUCGCUCGAAGAAUGAGCUGAGAGAGAAAUACGGGGCAAAUUUGGUGCUGUCCAUCCAUGAGCGCCCCACUGGAUUCUUCUUCCGCUCCUUCCAGUUGCCACCGAACGCCGUCGAAGAUUCCGUCCGCGCAGUUAUGACAAAUGGAUUGUUGGAGGUUAAAAUCUCCUGCAUUCAAACCCACGAAAAGAAGAAGGUGGAGGUUUUGCUGCCGGGGGCAGCCCAGGGCGAGAAGGCCUCAAAAAAGUAAAACGACAUCAUGACGACGCAGAGGAAUGAGAAUCAUGGCCUUU